Molecule: messenger RNA, 817 nt
Organism: Notodromas monacha
Lineage: Eukaryota; Metazoa; Arthropoda; Ostracoda; Podocopida; Cyprididae
Source: the annotation of a GenBank genome assembly
AAGAUGAGUUGACUUUUCUCGCGAAGUGAUAAUAAAGUCGUGCAAAAUCAGUGCGUGUUCGUGAACGAUGGCUCGUUACGCCCUCCGAAGACUCAUGGCGGAGUACAAGCAACUGACGGUGAAUCCACCCGAGGGAAUCAUCGCUGGCCCGAUGAAUGAAGAGAACUUCUUCGAAUGGGAAGCCUUGAUCACUGGCCCAGAAGACACGCCGUUUGAAGGCGGCGUUUUCCCGGCAAAGCUUCAGUUCCCUUCCGAUUAUCCCCUGAGUCCACCGAAGAUGCAGUUCACGUGUGAAAUGUUUCAUCCCAACAUUUACCCGGACGGGAGAGUGUGCAUCUCCAUUUUGCAUUCUCCGGGCGACGAUCCAACAGGUUACGAAUCCUCCUCUGAACGAUGGAGUCCUGUGCAAAGCGUUGAAAAAAUCCUGCUGUCGGUUGUAUCCAUGUUGGCCGAACCAAAUGACGAAAGCGCUGCGAAUCUGGAUGCCGCCAAAAUGUGGCGGGACGACAGGCAACAGUUCAAUCAGAUUGCGCAAAAACUCGUGAGACACACGUUGGGACUGCAGUGAAGAAGUUGUUAUAAAUCUGCGGGGAAGCGUUAUCCGUAAUUUAUUGAUCAUCCAUCUCGAUCUGUGUUUUUGUUGGUUCUUCGUUUUCCGGCGUUACAUUUUUUUGGGCUGUAUUUCUGUGUGAUUUAUUCCCGCGUGUCGUUCAUCAAGUAAAGGAAGGGGAAAGUAUCCAAAAAGCACAAGUCGUUGUUUCCUUUGCUUAUUUCUGUUUUAUGUUGUGUACUGCUUUUUCAAGAAUAUCCUUUUUUG